Nilaparvata lugens (brown planthopper) is the source of this 897-nucleotide messenger RNA. Its product is annotated as innexin shaking-B-like. Gene Ontology annotation, cellular component: plasma membrane; gap junction. Gene Ontology annotation, molecular function: gap junction channel activity. The record is from RefSeq and is a predicted model, not a curated record. The coding region runs from base 427 to 897 and encodes 156 amino acids. The transcript has a single exon. Lineage: Eukaryota; Metazoa; Arthropoda; Insecta; Hemiptera; Delphacidae.
UGUUUACAAAGUCUGUAUAGGCGUUUCUACUACUAUUGAACGUGUCUCUAGAUAGCAGAGAGUGUUAUUAAAUACUCGAACAAGUCUGAAAAGUCGAUAAAGGCGUGGUUAAUACUAGUAGGCGUGUCUACAGAUAGUGAAAAGUGUUCUCAAAUACCCAAACAUAUAGGCAAAGCUGAUCUAGGUGCGGUAACAACUAGUAAAUGUGUCUCCUAAUAGAUAGAAGUGUUAUUAAAUACCUAAAUAUGUUCACGAAGUUAGUGUAGGCGUGGUUACAACCAGUGGGCGUGUCUCGAGUUGCAACAAUGCUCUCCGAUUGGCCAGUGGGCGUGUCCUCCCUCCGCUACCGCCCAAUGACAGUGAGGUGGGCGUGACUGGUGUGACCAGGGCAGCACGCACUAUGCACCCUGGCCCUAGGACUUAGCAAUGCUGGACGUUUUCCGAGGACUUAAGAACUUGAUCAAGGUCAGUCACAUCCACAUCGACUCGCCCAUAUUCCGCCUCCACUACAGCAUCACCGUUAUGAUCCUGAUUGCCUUCUCGCUGAUCGUCACGACUCGCCAGUACGUCGGCAACCCCAUCGACUGUGUUCACACCAAGGAUAUCCCCGAGGAUGUGCUCAACACCUACUGCUGGAUACACUCUACCUACACCAUCAGGUCCGCCUUCAGGAAAAAGGCCGGUGUGAUUGUGCCUUACCCUGGUGUGGACAAUUCCAAGGGGAAACUUGAGGAUCGAAAGUGUUACGGGUACUACCAAUGGGUCUGCUUCUGUCUAUUCUUCCAGGUAAGAUUCUGCUACUUUACUUCGCAAAUAAUUUUGUGGUCUUUUAUCCAUUUUCUCCAUGAAUAUCGAUACGUGUUGAAACUAUUUCCCCAAAUUAAUAGCUACAAGUAG